CUCAUCGUCCUUCACCCGGGCAUCCACACCGCGAGCCUCCGUUUUUGGCCACGUACCCGUGCAGCAGACUGCCAACAAGACGGUAUCGCACAAAAAUGGCCGAUACAGGGAAUGCCGUCAAGCCGAGCAGCAGCGUCAAGCUGGUGCUCCUCGGGGAAGCCGCCGUCGGCAAGUCAUCGCUCGUCCUUCGCUUCGUCAAUAACGACUUUCAAGAAAACAAGGAGCCGACAAUAGGAGCCGCCUUCCUGACUCAGAAAUGCAACCUGCCAACUCGGACCAUAAAGUUCGAAAUCUGGGAUACAGCAGGCCAGGAGCGGUUCGCGUCAUUAGCUCCCAUGUACUACCGCAACGCACAAGCCGCCCUGGUGGUCUACGAUCUCACGAAACCGACGUCCCUCAUCAAAGCGAAGCACUGGGUUGCCGAGCUACAGAGGCAAGCCUCCCCCGGUAUCGUGAUAGCCUUGGUCGGUAACAAGCUCGAUCUGACGAACGACGGGAUCGGAAACGGGGCCGACGGGGAUGGUGCUGGAAGCGAUGACUCGGGAGAUGCGAGAAAGAUAAGCACCGAGGAGGCUAAAACGUACGCCGAAGAAGAAGGACUGCUGUUUUUUGAGACCAGUGCCAAGACGGGUUACAACGUGACCGAAGUGUUUACGGCCAUCGCCAACGCCAUCCCAGAGACGUCUCUAAAGACUACCCGUGGGCCAGGAGCGUCGCAUGCUGCAGGUCGCACUGAGGAGCAGAGGGUCAACCUUAACGGGCCUCGAGACCCGAACGCAAAAGAAGGUUGCGCUUGCUGAUGUCUUGAAUGAUCUGACAGGCGAGCUGGAGCUUAGAUGCGUCUCGUACCUUUACAGGUUAAUCGGAGUGGUCUGGUCAAUGGGCGGGUCAUCAGGAGUAAUUAGUGUUUUCGAUUUUUCUGGGAAUAUUCAAAUAUCUUGCUGUUUCUUCCUUCCUUUGCGUCAUAUGAAGUGAUUCGUCCAAAGUAGCAUCUCUUUCAGUUGCCCCAUGUCUUUGAAAGUGGUAGCUUCUCAUACCGAACAUCCAUGAGAUUUGAAAGAGCUAAAGCAGCUACCUUCAAAGUGCAAUGGUUAUCAACUUAGAGGAUUUUGGUUCUUGUGUCUGCCUCUCGAUUGCGGGCCCCUUCAAGAACCUGCCUU
This is a messenger RNA of Canariomyces notabilis, 1160 nucleotides long. RefSeq names its product ras-domain-containing protein. The coding region runs from base 96 to 800 and encodes 234 amino acids. Gene Ontology annotation, molecular function: GTPase activity; GTP binding. Gene Ontology annotation, biological process: intracellular protein transport; protein targeting to vacuole. Lineage: Eukaryota; Fungi; Ascomycota; Sordariomycetes; Sordariales; Chaetomiaceae. The transcript has 3 exons. The record is from RefSeq and is a predicted model, not a curated record. Gene Ontology annotation, cellular component: late endosome; endomembrane system.